This is a messenger RNA of Bombyx mandarina (wild silkworm), 956 nucleotides long. RefSeq lists its product as uncharacterized. The record is from RefSeq and is a predicted model, not a curated record. Lineage: Eukaryota; Metazoa; Arthropoda; Insecta; Lepidoptera; Bombycidae.
UUGCCAUACGUAUUAAACAAGAAUCAAGAAGUAACUUUAAAACAUUGAGUGAGUGGAGGUUAUCGUACGGUAAUUUAUUAUAAAAUUGUUAGGUACCGUAUGGGAUAACCUAUAGCUCAAUUACAAGACAAGGAAAAUGCCCCGCGAGAAAAGUAAAUAUCGUGAGAGAAAACUAUCUUCAAGCAGUUCGGAUGCGUCGUACGAUCGAAGAAAAAAGAGUAAACACAAGCGUAGAUCGAGAUCUCGAGAGCGUUCAGAGUCAAGCCACAAAUCAAAACACUCAAGUUCACGCUCAAAGCACAAACGAAGAAGUCAUUCUCGAAGUGUAUCUAGAGACAGAUAUGAAUCGAAAUCUAGGAGACGAUCAAGUUCACGUUCACGCUCCAAAAGGGAUAGUUCCAGGUCAAACUCACAAUGUAGAUCCAAAUAUAAAAGUGUUAACGAAAUAAAUGCUUUGACUCGACUCAUGUUAGAUCUGGAUAUAUAUCAAUUUGCAGGCUUUAGGAAAUCUAUAAGCUCACGAAGAAUACAUAUUGAAGAUACUGAAACAGAAGUGGAAAAGGCCAUCAAAGCUGCAAAUGCUGCAGGCCUCACAUUAACCAAGAUCCCCACAUAUGAAUACAAGCAAAAAGAGAUCAAAGAAGACAUGCCAACCAUACAUGACAGGAAUUUAUUGCUAGAAUUAGACAGUGAUUCCUUUGUACAGAAAACAUCCACUUCAUCAAAGAGUAAAAAACAGAAUAUAGUGAUAGAUUUGAACUCAGAGACUGUUAUGGUUCCAGAAACGGACGUAAAGAUUAAAAAGGAAGAUUCUGUAAUUGAUUUAAAUGAAAUUCCAAAUGAAGAAGAUUUAAAGGAAAUGUGGAUAAAAAAAUUAUUUCAGUACAGGAAGAGAAUGCUGAAAGGUGAAAUAUAAGUAAUAAAGUAAUAAUGCAUAAGAAAAUGUAUUGUCAAUU